Coregonus sp. 'balchen' is the source of this 1380-nucleotide messenger RNA. The record is from the annotation of a GenBank genome assembly. NCBI's taxonomy places the organism in Eukaryota, Metazoa, Chordata, Actinopteri, Salmoniformes, Salmonidae.
AUGCCUGUCUCAUGUAGGGGGGCUCUGCUCAUGCUUCUAGCCAGUCUUGGAGGUCUGAUCUGGGGGGAGGUGGGUGACUUCACCCCUUGCCUCUGUUUCUUCUACAUGGAGACUCCCCCAAAAGGCAUGGGGGGAGAGGGGUACCAGCCAAUCUGCCAGCGCUACAGGAACCAGUACCACUUUGCCAGCCUGUACCAGCGCCAGCGCCGUGCCACCCUCUACUCUGCCUACAUACUUACCCCUGGAGGAGGCAAACGGCCCAGGAACAAGUGGAUGUAUGAACCACAGGUGAGGAGUAUGUCUCUGUGUGUAACGUAACUGUGUAUUCAAUUCAGGGUCUAUUCCAUUUGAUUCUACUCAAUUCAAGAAAAAAUACUAUUUAUGGUGUGCGUGUGUGUGUGUAGGUGUGGAUGUGGGUUUGUGUGAAGCCAGCAGUUCUUAGAAAAGUGGUUAAGCGGCGUGACUUCUCUCAACCAAAGCAAUUCAUCUGGGAAAUAUUCUGUUUCUGUUUCUCUUUUUAAACUUAAACCACUAUCUAGUGAUUUCCAGGAACAAAAAGACUGGAUCAUAAUUGAAGCUCGGAAGCUCUGUUUAUGUUUUUAUUUUCUUAUACCCAACAGCUCAGAGUAAUUACCAGUGGUAGAAUUGGUUAUUACAAUGCAAUAAGCACUGUAAAAAGAUGGGGGGAAAACAUGUAUAAACAUAUAGGUUGAACCAUCUUUCUCUCUGUGUCGGUUAUAGUCUCAGUGUUCCCUCUCUCUGUGUUCUAAGUUGGCAUUCUCCGGUGCCAGUCCAGAGAUGCAUAGUUUCCCGCGGCAUGGCUCCGUGGACCAGAACGUGGUGGAGAGCCAGGCGGUGCUCCAGGACUACAACAGCUCCUCCUACACCAAGGGUCACCUCAACCCCAGCCUGCACCACCAGGCCCCAGAGGACCGCCGGGCCACCUUCACCCUCACCAACGUGGUUCCUCAGCGGGCAGCCUCAAACUCUGGCCCCUGGGCUCAGCUGGAGGCUGAGGUGAGGGCCCGGAUGGGUAACUACUGCAUUGGGCCAGCGUAUGUGGUAACAGGGGUGCUGCCAUACCUCUCUGAGCGCUGGAUGGCCAACCGGGUGGCGGUGCCAGAGUACAUGUGGUCUGCCUACUGCUGCCCCUCCUACAACUCUAGUCUCCCCACCUCACGGAGACCCUACUUCCCAUCAUAUGCCGCUGUGGGCCGCAACGACCCCCAUAGUGGAGGAGAGAUUGUACCGGUGGACCCCCAGGCGAAGGCCUCUGUUCGGGGGUACGAUGUGAGGUGGAUGCCCCUGGACACUGUGGAGACUAUUCUACAGCAGAGACUGGGUGUCCACAUCAGCCUGUUUCACAAUCAAUGUUUGUGA